AUGACUUCUCGCAAGCAUAACGAAUUUCUGGAUAUAGAAGCCAGUGAAGAUGAAGUGAACGACCGCGGCUACGACUCCGAAGAGAACGUGGCAAAGACCAAAGGCCGAGCCGUGAAGCGGCGGCGAACAGCAGACGGACAAGAUCUUUUCGGGCUAAAGUCCGAUGAGGAAGAUUCAGCAGACGAAGCCGAGUCAGAGGAAGAGAAGUCGCGCACAGAGGUGAAGGGCAAAACACGCAAACAGACCAAAGGAAGACUCGAAUUAGCCUCUGAAGACGAAGACGAAUUCUCCGAAGAAGAAAUUGGCCAAGACGGCGCACUUCUCGAGAUAGACGACGACAAAUCAGCCUCCAAGUCCAAGACAAAAUCCAAACCGCUCACACUGAAAGCGCUCAAACCGCCCAAAAAACCCAAAAAGACCGGUAUCAUCUACCUGUCCUCGCUCCCGCCAUACCUCAAGCCCUUUAGCCUGAAGUCGCUAAUAGAAAAGCGAGGAUUCGGCCCAAUUACAAAAGUUUUUCUGUCACCGCUUGUACCCAGCAACUCCGGUGCACGGAAACGCAGCAACAAGCGCCAACUCUAUACAGACGGCUGGAUCGAGCUUCCCAAGAAAGUAGCUAAGAUCUGUGCCGAAGCAUUGAAUGCCAAUAUUGUCGGCGGGCGGAAGGGCGGCUGGUACCACGAUGAUGUAUGGAAUAUGAAGUACCUGCGCGGAUUCAAGUGGGAGGAUCUUAUGGAGCAGGUGCAGCGGGAGAGGUCUGAGAGGGAGGCUCGGCAGCGGGUCGAGGAUGCGCGGGCUAAAAAGGAAGAGAAGAUCUUCCUUGCUGGUGUUGAGGCUGGUCGUGUGGCUGAUGGUAUGGCGAGGAAGAAUGAGGAGAAGAGGAAGCGUAAGCUUGAGGCUGCGGGUGGUGAUGAGGACGUUGUUGAGAGGAAAGCUCCUGCUGUGCGGAGACGCUUCGUGCAAAAUAAUGUUGUGGGAAGUGAUAGGAGCCAGGGUAAGCUUGGUGAUGAUGCGAAGAGGGUUUUGGGUAAGAUCUUUUGA
Molecule: messenger RNA, 1041 nt
Organism: Penicillium taxi
Lineage: Eukaryota; Fungi; Ascomycota; Eurotiomycetes; Eurotiales; Aspergillaceae
Product: RNA-binding ATPase activator ESF2
Exons: 1
Coding region: 1-1041 (346 amino acids)
Biological process (GO): endonucleolytic cleavage in ITS1 to separate SSU-rRNA from 5.8S rRNA and LSU-rRNA from tricistronic rRNA transcript (SSU-rRNA, 5.8S rRNA, LSU-rRNA); endonucleolytic cleavage in 5'-ETS of tricistronic rRNA transcript (SSU-rRNA, 5.8S rRNA, LSU-rRNA); small-subunit processome assembly
Cellular component (GO): nucleolus
Molecular function (GO): RNA binding
Source: RefSeq, a predicted model, not a curated record